Messenger RNA from Macrosiphum euphorbiae (potato aphid), 762 nucleotides. NCBI's taxonomy places the organism in Eukaryota, Metazoa, Arthropoda, Insecta, Hemiptera, Aphididae. The record is from the annotation of a GenBank genome assembly.
AUGGCAUCAAAUUUAAAAACUACGGAUACAGAGAAAUUAAAUAUGGGAAUGAAAUCAAUAGUAAGUGAAUUUGAAGUCAGUUGUGAUAAAGCCAAACAAUUGAAAGAUAACAAAGAGUUAUACAACCAAAUGAAAUAUACUGUCAAAAAGUUAUCAAUUGAAGGAGAAAGCAUUGACUAUGCUACACAACUUUCAAAUUUCAGUGAAGCUUUAAAAAAUGAACAAUUGUUUUACUUUAAUAAGACUGGAAUUUCUCAAAACUUUUUAUCAAGAGAUGUCCAAUUAGAAUCUGCUGCAAACAUCCUACAAGAAACCGGUAUUGAUGAUUAUAAUGCAAGUAGCCUAUUCACUAAAUAUUUGUCAAUGAUUGAAAAAUGUAAUAAGCAAAAAGAAUUUAUUGAUGACAUUGAUGAACAUUUAAAUAAAUUAAAAAUGAUAAUUGAACAACAGAAUGAUCUUAAAUGCGAAUUAUCUAAUAUUAACUACUCACCUAUAGGCUAUACAGCUGAACCUAUCAAUAUUAAGCCAAUUGAAAGUAUACAGACUGUAGACAACUGUGAUGAAAUUGUGCAGUUGGUCAAAAAAAUAACAGACAUUGAAAAGAAACAGGAAGAAAUUUGUUCAGAAACUUCUGAAUUAAAAUCUGAACAGAAAAAAUUGUACCAUGGAUUACCACCAAAUAUGGAUCAAGCAAUGAUGGCAGUACAAAUAGCAGAGCAAGCAAUGAAGGCUAUAACUAAAAAAUUAAUGGAAAAACUUUAG